Messenger RNA from Helianthus annuus (common sunflower), 707 nucleotides. Its product is annotated as lipid transfer-like protein VAS. Gene Ontology annotation, molecular function: lipid binding. The record is from RefSeq and is a predicted model, not a curated record. Lineage: Eukaryota; Viridiplantae; Streptophyta; Magnoliopsida; Asterales; Asteraceae. Gene Ontology annotation, biological process: lipid transport. Bases 66 to 590 code for a protein of 174 amino acids. The transcript has 3 exons.
UAAUGACCAAUAUGUGGCAGCUAAAAGUUAAAGUCUAAACCCUCAACUAUCAACAACCCCCAAUAAUGGACUCAAUCAACUCCCUUUUUAACCACCAACAACAAACAGUCACCUUCUUCACUACAAACUCAACAACAAUAAUGGCAAAUUCUUCAUCCCUAAUCCUAACCCUAACGGUUGCGCUGCUGGUACUCACGGCGGCGAUACCCGCGGCACAGGCGCAGGCGCAGACGUGUGCGUCGAAGCUAGUCCCCUGCGCAGCGUACCUUAACGCCACCACAACGCCGCCGAACACGUGUUGUGAUCCGAUCAAAGAGGCGGUGGCUAAUGAUCUGCAGUGUUUGUGUAAUUUGUAUUCGAAUCCUGCGUUUUUGUCUGGAUUAGGUAUUAAUAUUCAGCAGGCGCUUCGUCUUCCUCGGUUGUGUGGCGUUAGUUCGGACACUAGUGUUUGUAAAUCUGCUCAAGCUCCAAAUGUAUCCACCCCUAAACCUCCUCCAGCUAGUACACAGGGGCAAAGUAGUGCGAGUAAGAUCUCUUCAAGUGCGGUUAUUGGUUUGUUAUUUGUUUUAGCUUGUAUUCUGUUGUUCUAAACAGGUUCAUUCAUUUAAGCAUAUCUUAUAAUACGAUUCGUUGUUUGGUGGGGGAUUGUAUUAACCACUUAGUUAUUGAUCUUUUGAAUUAAAUUUUUAAAUAAACGUGUUGCUUAA